UGGGUAUGGCCGCAAGGCAGCGGUGGUUUGAAGUCAGAGUUUUCCCUCUCUCCGAUGGACUGCCUUUCCCGGCUGAUGAGCUCCAUCUACCUGAAAUCAAAUAUGUACAGUAUAUAUUAUCAUACACAACUCUGAGGUUCAUUUUUUUGCAGGAGUAUGCAGGGGAAAAAGAAACAGAAUUUUACAAAAAAAAAACUAUACAUGAAGACUGGCAAGAGUCUGAUGGUUGUAAGGAAGAUUGUUCAUGAAACUGAAUGUUACACAGUGCAUUGAGGUAGAACAAGGUUAACAGUAACAGUGCAGAAUAAUUGUAACCACUACUGAGAAAGUACAGUGCAGUUAAGAUGCAAUAUUAUAACAAAGUAGAUUAGAGUUCAAGGGUCAAAAGUCAAAGUAAAAUUUAUUAUCAAAUUUCAUAUGUUCCUAUAUACUACCUUGAGAUUCAUGUUAAUCGAAAUUAAUGCUAACUGACUGCUUCCAAGUGAUGUUGAUGGAGAAUUGAUGUUAGCCCUGUUCCCUGUGAUUAUUCCUCUGUGGAUUGAAAUAGUGUUAAGGUUUCCUGUACAUCUACCUGGGAUGUCUCAGUUUGGUCAGAUUUGGCGUAAUGCACACGACAUUUUUAUUAUUGAUCUUUCUACUUUUUGUUCGGUACAGAUUUCUGGUCUUGACCUUGUCCCUAUUUUUGGUCAAUAGAUAUUGCCCUAUUGUGCAUCACUUUAUCAUUUCUAUCUUUUGAAAGUGCAGUACUCUUAGCAGCCGAAUGUCACUCACUCAGCUGACGAAGGAUUCUAAGUGCCGGAAAUCUGAUAUAAGGACAAAGCGCUGGCACCAAGUUGAUCGGCAUCUGCAAUAGAAAGCUAGGAUAGCCCUUUGGCUGCAAGCCUAUUCCACAACUGGAAUUGUUAGUCUGGGAGACUCUUAAAGUAGCCACAGUGGGGCAAAUUGCGACUUGUUCAAGAAAGCAAAGCUGUUGCAUUCCCGGACGUGUCUUGACUUAUAUCAAAGAGUUCGUCUAGACUGUGCGACAUGCAAUGAAGUUUCAAACAGUUUUUCGUCUCUCCCCUGGUGCAAGUUCACUUGCUCGUCUGCUCCGAGUAUUUUCUGCUUUUAACUCCAAUGUAUGUUCUCAUUUGGCAGGAAUGUUUACACGAUGGCAACUUCUGAUGGAAAGGCUUUGGGGUAUCAGGAGAUCAUUACUGUACAAGAUGGACCACUCUGAUAACAUUAGCAUGAUCGCCCCAGGCAUAAGACGUCGUGUUGUGUCAAAAAACGGUCAUAACAAUGUGAAGAUUGACCAAGUGGACGGCUGGGCUUAUCUCUACCUACAAGAUCUCUGGACCACUGUCAUUGACAUGAAAUGGCGCUACAAACUAACUCUCUUCACGGCAACGUUUGUGAUGACCUGGUUUCUUUUUGGGAUUCUCUGGUACGCCAUUGCAUUUGUUCAUGGAGAUUUAGAGUUACUUCACCCACCAGCUAACCACACGCCAUGUGUUGUGAACAUUGAGACCUUAACAGGAGCGUUCCUAUUUUCCCUCGAGUCCCAGACAACCAUAGGCUAUGGUUUCCGAUGUAUUACAGAGGAGUGCCCCUUUGCUAUAAUCCUGCUAAUCACUCAACUGGUCAUCACCACAUUGGCAGAGAUCUUUGUCACGGGCACUUUUCUGGCUAAGAUCGCAAGGCCAAAAAAACGCUCAGAGACCAUCAGGUUCAGCUAUCAUGCUGCCAUUGCCAUUAGGGACAACAAACUCUGUCUCAUGCUUCGCGUGGCAAACAUGAGGAAGAGUCUCCUGCUCCAGUGCCAGCUUUCUGGGAAAUUCUUGCACAACCACAUCACAGAGGAAGGAGAGACCAUCAAACUCAGACAGGAGCAUGUGGAUUUUCAAGUGGACACUGGCUCAGUCAGUCCAUUCCUCAUCUUUCCUUUGACUUUUUAUCAUGUAAUUGAUGAGAAAAGCCCUCUGAACAGGUACACAUCGGCUAAUCUGAGGAACACUGACUUUGAGUUGGUGGUCAUUUUGAAUGCCACGGUGGAGUCAACAGGUGCUGCCUGCCAGAUCAGAACCUCUUACGUGCCAGAGGAGAUACUCUGGGGGUAUGAAUUUAUGCCUCUUAUGUCACUCUCUCCUGGUGGGAAAUACUUGGUUGACUUUAGUUUCUUCGAUAAGCUCAGGAAGAGCUCAAACCCUUAUUUUGCCUCAAAUGUACUUGGAUAUGGAGACAUUGAUAAGCUAAAGCUUGAGGAACAGUACAGAGAGGAUGAACAAAACAAUCUGAUCAGUCGAAUCCAAACUGUUCAGAGCAAUGUCUAACAAUGCCUUGAGACACAAUGUGACAUGGAAGACUUUAGUGCCUUUUGAAUGUCUUAUAAUCCAGUGCACAUUUGUUUGGUACAUAAUCGGCAUUUAGUUAAAGCCAUUAUCAGAAGGUCCCCAAUGGUUUUAUGUAAAAUGAUCAACAUUAGUAAAAAUGUCAAGGGGGAAUAUUGUUUGUCUUUUCAUUUGAUUAAUUGCUUUGUUGAAGUUUUUAAUGAUGUAACUUCUCCAGUGGCAAUGCAUUGGUGUUACAAUGGUUAUUGUUCCUCAAAAUUUCUCUUAUUCCUUCUGAUCUUUAGUGUAUGAUGCCUAAUGUUUUUCGAGCUGUUGCAUCCUUUGUUUGCACCUUGGUCCCAAAGCUGCAGUGCAGUCAUCUACAUCCUUACCCUCUUGGCUUUAAUGUACAAUCCACCAUAGGAAGUAUUUAACCAGCUGGUGCCCAAUAGGUAAGACAGCCUGACCAUUGAAUUAUAGAAUCGUACAGCACAGAAAGAGCCCACUAUCUUUAUCCUUGCCAUCAAGUACCCAUCUAAACCAAGGGUUCCCAAGGUUUUUGAUGCCACGAACCCUACCAUUAACAGUCCCCUCUGUGGACUGUGGGUCGGAAACCCCUGAUCUAAACUAAACCCAUUCAUCAUUCCUUUUAUGUCUUUAUAGGUAUGGUUAAUGUUUUAUUAACCUUCAAUUUCAUCAAUUUUAAUAAAGUAAUUUCAAGUUUAAUUGUCAUCGAACUAUACAUGAAUGCCUAUGAAUGUAGUCAAACAGUACAGCGUUACUCCGGGGCCAAAGUGCAAAACGCAGUACUAACAGUUGUACACAGCAAAACACACAUAUAGCACAUCUAAGACAGCAGUGAAUACAGUCACAUAAAAAAUUAUACAGUCCCAAGUAUUCAACCCUAGGUAAUUUCUAAAAUAAGUACAUGUUCGGCAGACCAUCGCAGGGCAAAGGGCCUGUUUUGUGCUGUAGGUUUUCUAUGUUUCUAUUCAAGUCCAUGAAUGUUGCAGCAGUCAGCAGCUGAAAGGAUCAAGUGCUUUUCCUGAUUGUAUGAUGAAUAAACUAUUCUCGGGCUUCCUGCUGGGUAUAGAUAUUAAUUAUAAUCAAUGUUCCGAUGACAAACUCCACCAUCUUCGUCAGAGAAGGUGGAGCCUGUCAUCGAAACGUUGGCUAUAGCUGAUAACUGUAUGCAGCUGGAAUCCCAAGAAUAGUUUAUUUGUCACAGUACAUCUUAUUGGUGCUAAUUUCAUAUAUAACUGCAAGUAAUGUACAUCAACAUGCAAACACUUUUCCUGCAAAACAUCGCUGUCUUCCUGUUUUAUCACAGGUUAGUAUAGGGCAUGAACUGGCCACACACAGUGCCCUCUUUCUGCUGCUUUAAGUUAGGCCCCUAACAAGGUGAAAAGCAGAAUGAAAAGAUACCUUGCACAAAUCAAAACUUGUUAGAUCUAUCCUCUCCCCAUCCUGAGCCACGGGGGCUCUCAGUCCACACACUGCUUCAGCCGAUCGACCCCUGCUUUCUUACCACCUCUAUCUUUUUGAUCUCUUCCAUUCAACCUUAGGACUUGCUCAAUCUAGUCUCCUAUCAUACCUCUUCUCUGAUUUCCCUCCAGGUUGGCUGUACUAUCCAUCGACAGCUCUUUACUAAGCUGAGCUCUGUCGGGCUGUUUGCAUUUUGUGAGAGUUCUUUUAAUUUCUUGGGGCCGAGUGAUUUGUUUCCAUUGGUGAAGAUAACAACCCUUAUCUCAGACCUCUCUAUAUUGUAUCUCUGCUGCAGAAGCCCAUCAUUUUCACUUAUGCCAAACAGUUUUUACAGUGUCACAUAAUCUUUGAAAAUGAUUUCAACUCUAGGAACUCCAGGCACUCAGUCACAGAGAUUGCUCUGGAAUUGCAGGUGGAAAUGGGCCUUUCAGUCCAAACUACGAUGCCCACCAAGAUAGUCCCAUAUGCCUGUGCUUGGCCCUAUCACUCCAAACACCUUCUAGUCACGUACUUAUCCAAAUAUUUCUGAAAUGUUAUCAGACUUCCCUCAGCAAUUUCCUCUGCGAACUCAUUCCACAUAUGCACCACCCUUUUCACGAAGGAGGUGCCCCUUGGGUCCCUUUUAAAUCUUUCCCAUCUCACCUUAAACCGAUCCUCUAAACUUAAACCUAUGCCCUCUAGUUUUUUAGUUCCUCUUCCUUGGCAGGAGUAAAAGGUGAACAUAUAUAGCCCACCUAUACCCCCUCACAGUUUUAUACAUCUCUGUAAGGUCACCCAUUUAUAUAACCUGUCUAACCUCUUCAUAUCACUCAGGUCCUCAAGUCCUGGCAGCAUUUUCUCAAUCUUAUUUGCACUCUUUCCUGUUCAAUGAUUGGCCUUCGGUAAUAGGGUGACUAAAAGUUUAUGCAAUACUCCAGAUGUAGUCUCACCAGUGUCAUAUACAACUGCAAUGUAAUCUCUCAACUCCUAUACUCAAAACCCUCCCUGAUAAGGCCAGCAUGCCUAAUGCCUUCACCCAGUGUCCCUGUGAUGCCACUAUUAGCAAGCCAUUUAUUUGUCCUUCUAGGUCCUUCAGCUCCACGUUCUGAGAUCCCUCUGCUCUUCUCUUUGUCAGGGAAAGGGGCAAUGCAAUGUAGCUGGUACAUUGCGGCAGGAGAUGUUGUCACUCACUGAGGAGCAUGAAUACAUGGGAAGUAGGAGGGGAGGAGAACUCCCAGGAGUUUCCUCAGCCCCCUUUGGUGUAUUAAUCAAUGAGAUCCAGAUGUUUGCCUUGGUUAUGGGUGCUCUGCAUAGAAACACAAUAGUGCCCUGGUUUGAGGGUUUGGUGUUUACCAUUGACUGGAAAAUUUCUUACUUCCACAUACUGCACAAUUACACGAUAUCAAGUUGGUCCGAUGGUCAAGACAAGGAAGGAGGGGUGGGGUGGUCAUCAAAUGUUAACACUGUCAGCCGUUGUUAGUAAUGGCAAUGGGGCAAUGGAAAGGUUGGGAAUUAGGAGAUGGGGGAGGGAUGACUGGUGGAGGUUCUGGGGUCGGAGUCUAGGAAUCAAAGUCCCAUGGUGGGUGAGUCCUGGGGCUGAUACUGGGCCCAAAGGUUGGAGACUGAAACUAGCAAGUCCAGAGGUCUAGACUCCAAAAACAGCAUCUUGUUGAAACCCCUGGAUCUGUGUGUGUGUGUGUGUGUGUGUGUGUGUGUGUGUGUGUGUGUGUGUGUGUGUGUGUCUGUGUGUGUGUGUGCGUGCGUGCGUGUGUGUGUGUGUGUGUGUGGAGUUGGUUUGCUUGGUUGAUGUGUUUGUGAGAGGGAAAAGAAAGGGCAUGAAGGACAAGUUGACAGGUAAAUAACAUAGGUAAAUAGUGCAUCCCCGACAUUAACCCAACAGCAACACACAGCGUUCUGGAGGAACUCAGCAGGUCAGGCAGCAUCUAUAGAAAUCCUUCAUUAGGACUGGAAAGUGGGAUAGAAGGUGGUAGGAGCAGAAGGAGACAAGCUGGCAAGUGGUAGGUGAGAGCAGGUGAAGGGAAGUUACAGGGUGGGAGAGAGGAAAUGAAGUAAGAAGCUGGGAGAUAGGUGGAAGUGUUAAAGGGCUGGAGAGACACAGGAAAUGACGGUGGACCACGGACCAAGAUUUCUUCAGGGAGGGGCUCCUUAAUUCCCAGGGUAAAAUGUGGACUGAAAGCAUUACUCGGCUAUGACUGCCUGAGGACAAACACGCUUCGGAGCAAUUUAUGCCUAUAUGGCUUGAAAUGAGCAUUGACCCUGGAAGGAUGUGAUUACAUGCAUGUUUGAUCCAGAAAGCAACUCACUUGGGCAAAAGUGACAGGAGAAGGGAACACCUGGUCCAGUUUCUGAUGUGGCUUGAUUCAAUCUGGGGAAAAACGCAUUCACAAUUUAUCCCUGAAAAUAUUAAUUUCCAGUCGUGCAAAAGGCAGGCCUUUCUGGGUGGUUUGUUUUUAUUUAAUAGUUUAUGCAUUUUCCUGCUAAAUAUUCUCUAAACAUACCUAUAUUUAAACAAGCUACUCUUAAUUGUAUAUUGUCCUGGAAUAAUAUGACCUAUUUUAAUAUUAAUAUUAAAAUAUAAUAAAUUGGAAAAUGCAUGGACUUUCAUUCUCAGAUUGAAACAGUUCACUUUCAGUCCUGAUAUUCCCUAAGUUGUUUCACAAUAGUGACCACUCCUCAAUUUCUUACCUCUUGGUAAAGUUUCCAAACUGUAUUAGGGUUUAUUUUGAUGACAAGCAGAGAUCAGUAACCAAAUGCAGGAGGUGACAUUGCAACUUUAAAAAAAAUGUGAUCCUUCCCCAGUGUUCAAAGCCCUGACAGGGUCUGACUAUGACGCAUUGGCUGGCACCUGGAGCUCUUUGCCUGAGCUGCUGGAGGUGCUGCUUAAAUAAACAUUGUUUUAACUGGAUUGCUUUACCUUUGAAGGUCAGGUAACGGCAAUGGCAUUAGAUCUGAGCAUUAACCAAAGCAAAACACUCAAAAAGACAAAAGGCUAACACACUCAAGGAUUCUUUCUUUAUUCUUUCAUUGAUUAUAGCCAUAAUUUUCCAAAUCUAUGUUCACAAUCAGCACCCUAAGGCCGCUAACUAGUGCAGUCUGCAAAACUUGAGUAACCAGCUAUGAUGAUCCACUCCUCCGUCUAGAAGCGAGGUCUUGUCCCAUGGGUGUGGUCCUUUGACAAUCAUUUCACAGUGGAAUGAAUAAGCAUGUGACUUGCACUUGAAUAAAAAAUAACUUUUAAAAGAUUGAUAACAGCUUCUGUUCUUCAGCUGAUAAAUUGGUGGUGGAAUGUUGGCUUUUAUUAGACUUGAACAAGUGAUGCAACUAUUUGAAGCAGUCUAUUUUUUGGUGCAUUGCUGCACUGAUAUUAACUGGAAAGCUUUUUAUGGCUGUUUUAAUGUGUAUGCAUACUGUUUAUUUUUAGUUUUGUGAAGCAUAUUUAAAUUACCCACUGUUUCCAUCUAUUUAUGUCAGAGUUCAAUAAAUCAGAUAAUUAAUUGCAAA
This is a messenger RNA of Hypanus sabinus (Atlantic stingray), 7295 nucleotides long. It is a transcript of the gene kcnj15, whose product is annotated as potassium inwardly rectifying channel subfamily J member 15. Gene Ontology annotation, cellular component: plasma membrane. Gene Ontology annotation, molecular function: inward rectifier potassium channel activity. NCBI's taxonomy places the organism in Eukaryota, Metazoa, Chordata, Chondrichthyes, Myliobatiformes, Dasyatidae. The record is from RefSeq and is a predicted model, not a curated record. The transcript is spliced from 3 exons. Bases 1032 to 2312 code for a protein of 426 amino acids. Gene Ontology annotation, biological process: regulation of monoatomic ion transmembrane transport; potassium ion import across plasma membrane.